Molecule: messenger RNA, 4761 nt
Organism: Hyaena hyaena (striped hyena)
Lineage: Eukaryota; Metazoa; Chordata; Mammalia; Carnivora; Hyaenidae
Gene: GLI3
Product: GLI family zinc finger 3
Exons: 14
Coding region: 1-4704 (1567 amino acids)
Biological process (GO): smoothened signaling pathway; regulation of transcription by RNA polymerase II
Cellular component (GO): nucleus
Molecular function (GO): RNA polymerase II cis-regulatory region sequence-specific DNA binding; DNA-binding transcription factor activity, RNA polymerase II-specific
Source: RefSeq, a predicted model, not a curated record
AUGGAGGCCCAGUCCCACAGCUCCACGACCACUGAGAAGAAGAAAGUGGAGAAUUCCAUAGUGAAAUGCUCCACGCGAACAGAUGUCAGCGAGAAAGCCGUGGCCUCCAGCACCACUUCCAAUGAAGAUGAAAGUCCUGGACAGACCUAUCACAGAGAGAGAAGAAACGCAGUCACCAUGCAGCCACAGAGUGUCCAGGGGCUCGGCAAGAUCAGCGAGGAGCCUUCAACAUCUAGUGACGAGAGGGCCUCGCUGAUCAAGAAGGAGAUUCAUGGGUCCCUGCCGCACCUGGCUGAGCCCUCCGUGCCGUACCGCGGGACCGUGUUUGCUAUGGACCCCAGGAAUGGUUACAUGGAGCCCCACUACCACCCUUCUCAUCUCUUUCCUGCAUUCCACCCUCCUGUACCAAUUGAUGCAAGACAUCAUGAGGGGCGUUACCAUUACGACCCGUCUCCGAUUCCUCCAUUGCAUGUGCCUUCUGCCUUAUCUAGUAGCCCAACGUAUUCAGACCUGCCCUUCAUCAGGAUCUCCCCGCACCGGAACCCCGCUGCAGCCUCUGAGCCCCCCUUCAGCCCUCCGCACCCCUACAUCAACCCCUAUAUGGACUACAUCCGGUCUCUUCAUAGUCCGUCCCUCUCCAUGAUCUCGGCAGCCCGGGGGCUCAGCCCUACAGAUGCCCCCCAUGCCGGGGUCAGCCCGGCGGAAUACUAUCACCAGAUGGCUCUGCUAGCUGGCCAGCGCAGCCCCUAUGCAGACAUCCUUCCCUCCGCAGCCACCGCUGGUGCCGGGGCCAUCCACAUGGAAUAUCUUCACGCCAUGGACAGCACCAGAUUCCCCAGCCCCAGGCUGUCAGCCAGGCCGAGCCGAAAACGUACACUGUCCAUAUCACCGCUGUCCGAUCACAGCUUUGACCUUCAGACUAUGAUAAGGACAUCUCCCAACUCCUUGGUCACGAUUCUCAAUAAUUCCCGCAGCAGCUCCUCAGCAAGUGGCUCCUAUGGUCACUUGUCUGCAAGUGCAAUCAGCCCGGCCUUGAGCUUCACCUACCCUUCUGCACCCGUGUCUCUCCAUAUGCAUCAGCAAAUCUUAAGCCGACAACAGAGCUUAGGCUCAGCCUUUGGACACAGCCCUCCACUCAUCCACCCUGCCCCAACUUUUCCAACACAGAGGCCUAUUCCUGGGAUCCCUACGGUUCUGAACCCCGUCCAGGUCAGCUCUGGCCCUUCUGAGUCUGCACAGAACAAGCCCACAAGCGAGUCCGCCGUGAGUAGCACCGGUGACCUGAUGCACAACAAACGGUCCAAGAUCAAGCCCGACGAAGACCUGCCCAGCCCAGGGCCGCGGGGACAGCAGGAGCAGCCGGAAGGAACGACCCUGGUGAAGGAGGAAGGAGAUAAAGACGAAAGCAAACAGGAGCCUGAAGUCGUCUAUGAGACCAACUGCCAUUGGGAGGGCUGCACGAGGGAGUUCGACACCCAGGAGCAGCUGGUGCACCAUAUAAAUAACGACCAUAUUCACGGCGAGAAGAAGGAAUUCGUGUGCCGGUGGUUGGAUUGCUCGAGAGAGCAGAAGCCCUUCAAAGCCCAGUACAUGCUGGUGGUGCACAUGAGGAGACACACGGGGGAGAAGCCUCACAAAUGCACUUUUGAAGGUUGCACAAAGGCCUACUCGAGACUAGAAAACUUGAAAACACACUUGAGAUCCCACACUGGAGAGAAGCCGUACGUCUGUGAGCACGAAGGUUGCAACAAGGCUUUCUCGAACGCCUCCGAUCGCGCCAAGCACCAAAACAGGACGCAUUCCAAUGAGAAACCAUAUGUGUGCAAAAUCCCGGGCUGCACUAAGCGCUACACAGACCCCAGUUCCCUCCGGAAGCAUGUGAAGACAGUGCAUGGCCCAGAGGCGCACGUCACCAAGAAGCAACGUGGAGACAUACAUCCUCGGCCCCCCCCACCGCGAGAUUCCAGCAGCCACUCGCAGUCCAGGUCACCCGGCCGGCAGACUCAGGGAGCCCUCGGUGAGCAGAAGGACCUCAGCAGCACUACCUCAAAGCGGGAAGAAUGCCUUCAAGUGAAAGCAGUCAAGGCAGAGAAGCCCAUGACAUCUCAGCCAAGCCCUGGUGGUCAGUCUUCAUGCAGCAGCCAACAGUCCCCCAUCAGCAACUAUUCCAACAGUGGGCUCGAGCUUCCUCUGACCGACGGAGGGGGUGUGGGAGACCUCGGGGCCAUCGACGAAACCCCAAUCAUGGACUCGACCAUUUCCACGGCCACCACGGCCCUCGCUUUGCAAGCCAGGAGGAACCCAGCAGGGACCAAAUGGAUGCAACACGUAAAACUAGAAAGGCUCAAACAAGUGAAUGGAAUACUUCCACGACUGAACCCCAUUCUACCCCCCAAAGCCCCUGCGGUCUCUCCUCUCAUAGGAAACGGCACCCAGCCCAGCGCCAGCUGCAGCUUGGGCGGGCCCGUGACCCUGCUCCCGAACAGAAGCGAGCUGCCCGGCGUGGACGUCACCGUGCUGAACAUGCUCAACCGCCGCGACAGCAGCGCCAGCACCGUCAGCUCGGCCUACCUGAGCAGCCGCCGCUCCUCGGGCAUCUCCCCGUGCUUCUCCAGCCGCAGGUCCAGCGAGGCGUCGCAGGCCGAGGGCCGGCCCCAGAACGCCAGCGCGGCCGACUCGUACGACCCCAUCUCCACCGACGCGUCCCGCCGGUCCAGCGAGGCCAGCCAGGGCGACGGCCCGCCCGGCCUGCUCGGCCUCACGCCCGCGCAGCAGUACCGGCUGAAGGCCAAGUACGCGGCGGCCACGGGCGGGCCGCCGCCCACGCCGCUGCCGCACAUGGAGAGGCUGAGCCUGAAGACCAGGAUGGCGCUGCUGGGCGACGCCAGGGAGCCCGCGGCGGCCCUGCCCCCCGUGCCCCCUCCGCGGAGGCGCAGCGACGGGGGCGCGCACGGCGCGGGCCGCCGCCCCCUGCUGCCCGCGGACGCGCCGGGCGGCGGCGCCAGGAGGGCCAGCGACCCGGCCAGGACCGUCUCCGGGAGCCUCCCGCCGCCCCGCGGGCCGCGCCUCGGCGGCCUGCAGGGCUUCGACCCUCCGGGCCCGGCCCCCGCCCUGGAGAAGCGGGGCCUGGCGCCCCAGAACUACCCGCGGCCCGAGGGCGGCCCGGCGCGCCCCUUCCUGCCGUCCCCCUGCCCUCCGAGCAUCACUGAGAACGUCACGCUGGAGUCCUUGACCGCGGACGUGAACUUGAACUUGAACGAUGAGGAUUUCCUGCCCGACGACGUGGUGCAGUAUUUAAAUUCCCAGAACCACGCAGGAUUCGAGCAGCACUUCCAAAGCGCCGUCUGCGACGACGGCAAAGGGCCCCCCGGGCCCGGGGACUUGGCGCCCCCGGGGCUGCCCGACGGCCUCGCGGGCCAGCCGUGCCGCCGGCUGGAGCAGCCCUGCCCUGAAGCCGGCAAACCCGACCUGCCCAUCCAGUGGAACGAAGUCAGCUCCGGCAGCGCCGACCUGUGCUCCUCCUCCAAGCUCAAGUGUGGCCCGCGGGCCGUGGCGCCGCAGCCGCGGGCCUUCGGGCUCUACGGCAACCUGGGCGCGCACCCACAGGACCCCUUGAGGAGCGGGGCCGGCGCAGCCGGGGGGCCGCAGGCCCUGGCAGAGCCCGGCGGCCCGUACGGCGGCCCCGAGCACGGGGGAAACGCCUUCCACGCGCAGCCCUGUAAGGCCCCGCAGUUCGGGCACUGCCUCAACAGGCAGCCGGGGGGCCCUGGCUUGCUGGGCGGCGUCUGUGGGGCUGCGGUUCCAGCGGUGAAGCUGCAGGGCAGCGGGAGCCAGCCGGAUUUUGGCCUGUCGUCGCUGGCGCCUGGCGAGUCUGCGAGCGCCACGGCGAAUGGCAUGGCGGCCCACGACCUGGUGGGGCAGGGGUACCUGGCCCCUCGGCUCCUCAGCGACAGCUUGCACCACCAAGGGGCCGGCCGCGGCGGCCAGCAGAUGCUAGGGCAGGUUAGUGCUACCUCACACCUCCACGUCUAUCAAGGGCCGGAGAGCGGCCUGCAGGGGCCUCCGUGCAUGGCCAGCCAGCCGUCAGGCAUGGCCGCCGCCAGGGGCUACCUGCCGUGUGCCGGCUUUGGGGGCAGCCGGCGCCAGGCCGCGCCGAGGGCCAGCCUCUCUCUGCAGCAGGGACCGCUUGGCGACACAAGUCAGACCUGCAAGGUGAACGGCAUCAAGACAGAGAUGCAAGGGCAGCCCCAUCAGCUGUGCUCUAACCUGCAGAGUUACUCUGGUCAGUUCUAUGACCAACCCGUUGGCUUCGGUCAGCACGACCCGAAGACUGGUUCUUUCUCCAUCUCGGAAGCCAGCUGCCUGCUGCAGGGGGCCAGCGCCGAAAACUCUGAGUUGCUUUCCCCGGGUGCUAACCAGGUGACCAGCACGGUCGACGGCCUUGACGGCCAUGAGCUGGAAGGGGUGCAGAUUGAUUUUGACGCCAUCAUCGACGACGGGGACCACGCCAGCCUGAUGUCAGGAGCCCUGAGCCCCAGCAUCAUUCAGAACCUCUCCCUCUCCUCCUCCCGCCUCACGACGCCGCGCGCGUCCCUCCCGCUGCCCGCGCUGUCUGUGAGCACCACCAACAUGGCCAUCGGAGACAUGAGCUCCUUGCUGACCUCCCUCGCGGAAGAGAGCAAAUUCCUCGCCGUCAUGCAGUAGGGCGUGUGGGGAGAUGGCUGCCAACCAACGUGAAGCUUGAGGAGCUUAAAAGAUUAA